Humulus lupulus (European hop) is the source of this 1526-nucleotide messenger RNA. Its product is annotated as probable E3 ubiquitin-protein ligase XERICO. The transcript has a single exon. The record is from RefSeq and is a predicted model, not a curated record. Bases 712 to 1329 code for a protein of 205 amino acids. Lineage: Eukaryota; Viridiplantae; Streptophyta; Magnoliopsida; Rosales; Cannabaceae.
AUAUAGCUUCAUGAAAAAGAAAUAUCUUCCUAAGUUUGAAAACCAUUUAGGAAAUAUUUGGUAACAAGCCACUCAUUUAUUUGGUUGGUUUCGUUUUGGCCAUAGUUAUCUACUUCUUUCUUCCACACGAGUACUACAUCACAAGAACACACCACACCUAAUUCCAAGGAAAGAAAAUGAGCCUUGUAAUGCUUCAACUGUCGUUAACACAUGAUUUUUCAUACGUGUCCCCAAAACAAGCCAUGACACAGAAACAUUGGCCACCACAAACACGUGGCUUUCGUCCAAGAGCUCGAAAAACAAGCCAUUUCUUUUGUUGUUUGAAGAUUACACCGCAAAGAGUUACCAAUAGUACUGGUUUGGUUUUUAGGCCCAUCACAACAGAGAAUCAAGAAACUUCUUCCCAAUCCACACCACCCUAUUGAAAGGUCACUGACCCUGCCACACUGCACCACUUCAUUGGUCCUCACAAAAGUUCCCCGAACACGUGGCCUCGUCAACUUUGCCCUUUUGGUCCAAUGAAAACGGCAGUUGUACCAAAAAAAAAAAUCAGACCCCAUUUCAUAUCUCAUAUACCUGUCACCACCCUCUUAAAAGACUCGAACAAAAGCUACACGUGUCUCCACUCCACGUGUUGCUGCUGUGGUUAUCCUACGAACCAGGGUUAAUGUACUCAUGAUUAGAAAAUGAGCCGAGCCGAGCCCCCAUGUUAUGUUAAUUAGUAGUAGUAUAUCAACAGAGCCUCCGAGCAAGUUUUCUGUUGUGUCUCGCGUUUGCUCUAUUGAGCUUUUCCUUACCCUUACGUGGUACGAAAACCAGUUCCUCGUUUCUUGUUCUCUGCUUUGUUUUUUCAAGAAAAAUAGUAAGAUGGGACUCUCAAACUUUCCUACAGCAGCCGAAGGAAUGUUACCUGUGCUAGUAAUAAACAGUGUUUUAUCAGUGGCUCUGUUGAAGAACAUGGUGAGAUCUGUGCUUCAAGUCAUGGGUGCCAAUAUGAGUUCUCCAAACGUUGUGGAAGAAGACCCAGAUGAGUUUUCUUCACCAGAGGCUGUUUCAAGGGACAGAAGAAUCUCAAUAACCCAGUUCAAGUCUCUGUGCCAUGACAGGUUUUUCGAAGCCAAAACUAGUAUUAGCAGUAGUACUAGUAUUAGCAGUAGUACUAGUAAUAGUAACACUAAUUCAGUAGAGUGCUGUGUUUGUCUAUGUCGGUUUGAAGCUGACGAGGAGGUGAGUGAGUUGUCUUGCAAGCAUUUUUUCCACAAAGGGUGUUUAGAGAAAUGGUUUCACAACAAGCAUGAAACGUGCCCCUUGUGUCGUUCUAUUGAGUAAUCAUGCCAGUGUUGUGAGUUUUGAAGGUGUUUCAGAAAAAGACUAGUUCUUCACUUUGGGUUUUUUUUUGCUUUGCUUAGCUUAGCUUAGCUUUGUGUGUAUGUUGUGUGCUGUGUGAGAAGAUGUAAGAAUAACCAGCAAGGGAAUUGAGCAUCUUCUGUACUCAAUAUACUAUACAUCAACUAUACAUGUUUUCU